Molecule: messenger RNA, 3591 nt
Organism: Colletotrichum higginsianum IMI 349063
Lineage: Eukaryota; Fungi; Ascomycota; Sordariomycetes; Glomerellales; Glomerellaceae
Product: Beta-ketoacyl synthase domain-containing protein
Exons: 4
Coding region: 1-3591 (1196 amino acids)
Biological process (GO): biosynthetic process
Molecular function (GO): transferase activity
Source: RefSeq, a predicted model, not a curated record
AUGGCCAUCUCUUCCCCGCCCAACAAGCCGCCGCUCACGCUGUUCCUCUUCGGCGACCAAACCUAUACCGUCCCCAAACGCGACCUCCAGCUUCUGCUGGACGACGAGGCCUUCCGCUCCACGUCCCCUACCCUCUCGUCCCCUCUGUCCCUCUUCACCCGCCGCUGCGAGACCGCCCUCCAGCGCGAUCUGGCCCAGAUCCUCGACCCCGCCGAGGCCGACCACCUCUGGCCCUCGGGCACCCUCGUCCUGGCCGACCUCCUCUCGCAAUGGCGCCUACGCAGCGACGGCUCCUCCUCCUCUAGUCCGCACCAUCGCCGCUGUCUGCCGCUGGAUAUGGCGCUGCUGGUAGCCUACCAGAUACUGAUGUUCAUGCGGCACGUCGGCUCAUCUCCAUUUUCUCCUCCCUCGACCAGAGCCUACGCGGAUCGGGACGCCACCGUCGUGGGCGCCUGCACCGGCGCGCUGGCCGGUGCCGCGGUGGCCUGCAGCACCGGCCUGGCGGAGCUGGUUCCGCUGGGCGUCGAGGCCGUCCGGGUGGCCUUCCGGGCGGGCCUGGUCGUGGAGCGGUCGGCCCGAGAGGCCGCGCCGGGGACGGGCACGGAGCAGCCCUGGAGCGUUGCCGUGUCGGCGGCGGAGGAGCGGACGCUGCAAGGAGUGAGAGCUUUUCUGGAGCGGUUCGUGGGCGAGAAUAAGGACAAGACGAACAACAGCAACAGGAGCAGCAGCAGCAGCAGCAGCAGCAGCAGCAGCAGCAGCAGCAACGGCUGGAGGCAGACCAACGGCGGUAGAGACAACACGAAGAAGGAGAAAAGGGGCCUGCCUUGCUGGGUGAGCGCGUGGGCGCCAAGCUCGGUCACGGUGUCGGGGCCGCCGGAGGAGCUGGCGGAGCUGGCCGAGUCGGACGGGCUGGCGGUGCCGGGGGUCCGGAUGGUGCCGAUGCCGAUAUUCGGGCCGUUCCACAGCCCGUCGGUCCACACGGAAGAGGACGUCACCGGCGUGUUGGCAUCCCUGUACAUGAACCCGGGGUUGGCGAGCACGCCGGCCUGCCUGAAGGUGAUGUCGGCCUCGACGGGCAAGCCGCCGCCGCACCGGGACGAGGCCGGCGACUUCGGCUCGCUGACGCGCGCCGCCGUCGAGGACAUGCUUCUGCGGCCGCUCCGCUGGGACCUCGUGCUGCAGAAGCUGUGCGAGCACGUCGAGACGGACGAGCACGGCACCGCGCAGCUGGAGGUCGUCCCGAUCGCGUCGUCGGCGGAGCCGUCCAUCGAUGCCGCGCUGGCCAGGGCGCAGAAGGGCACACGCAGGCGCGGGCCGAUGACGGGGAGACCGCGCACGCUCAAGAGGCAGGGCGUCGAGAGCACAACGAUCCACCGCGUCGUGGCGGAGACCGACCUGAUGGUGGGAGAUGGGCUGUACCUCGUGACGGAGGCGGAUCUGGCGAGGCCGGAUCUUAAAGAGGCGGUCCAGGGGCACAUGGUCGAGGGGAAGCCUCUGUGUACGCCGUCCAUCUAUGCUGACAUCGCCAUGACGCUCGGGAAUUAUCUCGUCAAGAAGCUGCGGUCCGACGGUAAUAAGCACGGCAAGGCUCAUGAUGCCAAGCAUGACAUGCAAGACUGCCUCGUCACCGUCUCGGACCUGGGCGUUAGCAAGGCCUUGGUCGCCGGCGACAACGGACCGGGGUCACAGCUGUUGCAAUGUCAUGCCCAAGCCGACUGGUCCAGCCGUUCUGCUCGGUGCAAGUUCACCGUCGUCGGCGGUUCCUCCGGCAAGCCCCAGCAGCACGCCGAGUGCACCAUCCGCAUCACCGACACCUCGACGCGCGCCCUCCUCGCCCAGCACGCUUCCGGCGAGUCCCACCGCAUCAACGUGUCCUCGCUGCGUGCCCGCGCCGGCACGACGCAGAUCUCGGGCAGCAUGGCCUACCGGCUGGUGUCCCCGCUGGCCGACUUCCACCGCAACCACCGGCUGGUGCAGUCGCUCGUGCUGGACCCGCGCACGCACGAGAUCGCCGCCCUCGUCAGCUUCCCCGCCGGCCUCGCCGGCGUCGGCGACUUUACGGCGCACCCGGCCGUCAUCGACGCCUUCACCCAGCCGGCCGGCUUCUGCCUCAACCUCGACGACGCCACCGACCUCGCCCACACCGUCUACAUCAACCACGGCUGGGACGACAUGUUGCUGUUCGAGCCCGUCGACAUGGAGCACGUGUACACCGUCUACGUGCGCAUGCAGCAGGUCGGCCGCACGCGCAAGUGGGCGGGCGACAUCAUCGUGCUGCGCGAGGAGGACAACACCGUCGUCGCGGCGUUCCUGCAGUACUCGGUCAACGCGUUCCCGCGCCGCGUGUUUAGCAGUCUCUUGGGUCAGGAGACCAGGACGACCAGGAUGAAGACGGGGGCGACGGCGGCGGCGGCGGCGGUAUCGGCCAUGCCACCGCCGUGGAGCCCGUUGCAGACGCCGAAGCCGCGGAUGACGCUGAGCAUCGACACCAAGGGCGGCGUCUUCCCGCCGAGCCCCGUGUCACCGGAGGAUCCGGGCAGCAAAGGGCCGCCGUCAGCAUCUUCUUCCUCGGCGGCACUGAGAACUAACAUCACCGCCGGGGUUGACGGGGCCGACGGGGACGAUGAGCACGACACCGAGGACACCCAGGAUACUCCCGACACCCUCGACGCCUUCGACGGACCGCUCACUACCAUCCCCAUCCCACCCUGCAAGUCCGUCGUCCUCCAGGGCUUCCCCAAGACCGCCCGCACGCUGCUCUUCCUCCUGCCCGACGGAGCCGGCACCGCCGCCUCGUACGCCUCUCUGCCGCCCGUCGGCCGCGACGUCUGCGUCAUCGGCCUCGACUGCCCGUUCCUCCGCGGCGACACGGACGCCAUGGCCCGCGUGCCGCUCGACCGUCUGCUGGCCGAGGGAUACCUGCCCGAGAUCCUCCGGCGGCAGCCGCCUUCUUCUUCGUCUUCUUCGUCUUCUUCUCACAAGGGAUACGUGCUCGGCGGCUGGUCCGCCGGCGGGUCGCUCGCGUUCCGGGCCGCGCAGAUGCUGGCCGAGAGGGGGUGCCGGGUCGCCGGCCUGGUGCUGAUCGACGCGCCGGUGCCGCUCAACGGCAUGGACAGGCUGCCGAGGCACUUUUACGAGUACUGUCAGCGCCUGGGCAUCUUUGGCGGGUGGGAAGGGGGGAAGGGGAACGGUGGUCACGUCGGCGGCGAAGCACCGGCCUGGUUGAUACCGCAUUUCGAGGGCACGAUCGGCGUGCUGGAGAGGUACUGCGCCACGCCGCUGGUGAUGCCGCCGGGGCAGAAGAAGCUGAGGGUGGACGUCAUCUGGGCCGGCGAGAGCGUCGUGGACCGGCCGGGGGCGCCGCCGCUGCCGCCGCAUCCGGACGACACCGAGGGGAUGAAGUUCCUGACGGUGCAGAGGAAGGGCUUUGGGCCCAACGGGUGGGCCGAGUUGCUGCCGGGGGCCGACAUUGUGUGCCAUAAAGUCGAGGGGGCGCAUCACUUUGCGUUGAUGAGAAAACCGUUUGUAUCGCAACUGGCAUCGUUUUUGGCAGAGGGUCUGAAAGUUGUGCAAGAGACCGGUGCUAUCUAG